This is a messenger RNA of Pomacea canaliculata, 1626 nucleotides long. RefSeq names its product protein LKAAEAR1-like. The coding region runs from base 97 to 630 and encodes 177 amino acids. The transcript has 7 exons. The record is from RefSeq and is a predicted model, not a curated record. NCBI's taxonomy places the organism in Eukaryota, Metazoa, Mollusca, Gastropoda, Architaenioglossa, Ampullariidae.
CUCCGGAAGCUCACGUUGCUAGGCAAAAUUAAUCAUGGCUGACAGCGACAUUAAAACCCAUAAGUUUUAACAGAUAAUCUCAGAUAUCAGCGAGAUAUGGCUAAGGUAGAGUCUAUUCAAAGAGACAUUGGAGAUGGAGGAGAUGAAAAGUUCAGGCCACAAAAUCGAAAAAAGAUUAAUCCCAAUGACUUAAAGAAGCUGACGCCGCUGCAAAGAAGCAGAUACAUGGCUUAUGAAGAUCCACCUAAGCAUGUGCAAGAAGCGCAGAUGCAGACAAAGAAACGGCUUCUAGAACUUAGGAAACAGCAAUCCAGGAACAGCACAACCAGACCACUAGAAGAGGAAGCUGAAUGGCACAAGCAUAUUCGCCUUAUUGGACAAUUGAAAGCAGCAGAAGCAAGAAAUCGCCUUAGGAUAAUGCGGCUUCGGUAUCAAGCAAACAAAGCUCAAGAAAUUGGUCACCUGAUUGCAUGCCAGCCAGUGGCUCUCAAAGCAGUGAGACUGCAGGCUCUCUUACCUCACUGCCCAGAAAAAAAAAGCAGACCUGAUGAUCUAACCAAAUCUGAAAGACACCGUGUGGAGUCACUGGUAGAAGAUGGAGCAGGACUUCUUACCAACAGAGCCUUUUAGAGACUCACCUGCCCAUCUCUCUUCAUCUUGGCCUGUUGCAUAUUGAGAUCAGCAUCUUAAGAUUGCACGUGCUUUUUCUUCAAAAUGGCUUUGAGGUCAUAGCACCCUUUUUUACGUUCUUUGCACUCUUUGCUUAUGCCACACCUAUAUUUACAUACAGGCAGACUGUCUCUGAACAGUUCUCAUUUCUAACAAAUCAUCUUGAUGUUUCUUAUCAGUGCAAGGACAACCAUGCAAUUUUUCAGCUUCAUCAUUAAGGGUGCACAUGAACUACGAACACUGCAAGAUUUGAUUAAAAGGUAUAAAUGAAAUUUCAGUUAGUGUGAAAAAUGUUUGCUUUAAGGCACAUUUGCAUUUAUACAUUUAUCUGUUUUGGGAAGAGGGCUAAUUAUUGCUUCAGAGACACAGUGCACUCCCUUCUGUUGAUUCAGUGCAUUGACUUCACAGAUUUUGUGCUCUGUAUACAAUUUUUUUUUAAAAUUGAGAUUGAAUUGGUCUAGCUACUUUCAAAUUAGAUAAAAAGGUAUUAUUUCCAUAGAAAAAUUAAGCUGACAAGAUGAAUAUGUGGAAUAUUUCUUUGGUGGUAGCUUAAAUGGGUGAGCACAUCUCUUAAAACUUAUUACAAACUGACAUAUGGAAGAAAGUGGAUGGUUAACUGCGAGCACUAUAUUGAAAUGAACUGCAUGGAUUGCUGAAGAUGUGUAAGUGCAUGUGUAUGAAUGCAUGAGUGAGCGGGUGAGGGGUUAAGUCAGUGAGGGAACAAGUGAAAGAAUGAAGAAAUUAAUGAAUGAAUGUGGUCAAAAAAGGGAGAGGUGAAACACAGAGAUCGUCUGUCAUUUAUUAUACUAUGUAAACAUGUUAUAUCAGACAUUUGUAAUUGCUGAUUUAAUUUUUACUGGUUAUAAUGCUGCCACUUUGAAUGUGUUUAUUCUGAGAUAUCUGGAAAGUUUGUGUUGGCCUGAGCUAGAUAUUAAAAAAAAAGAAACUGAAAUCCAU